AUGGUUGUCGAUGAUCUGUACGAGCUGCAUGUCGAUCGAAUUGUGGAAAGUGAUACCUUCAAGGGAGCCUUUUACACCUGUCUAAAUCUUGACUCCAUCCAGACGGCGGAGGUUUACUCGCCGAUUGUUGAUAAGUUUGGCUCGAUCAGAUGGGUCUUCCGUGGACGCAAUGUCGACAUGGUAAAACUAUCUUGGCUUGCCAAAUUCCACGCCACACACAUUGGGGCCGCCCUCAUUCAACAUGAUUAA
Penicillium argentinense is the source of this 249-nucleotide messenger RNA. Its product is annotated as NRPS-like enzyme. The record is from RefSeq and is a predicted model, not a curated record. Lineage: Eukaryota; Fungi; Ascomycota; Eurotiomycetes; Eurotiales; Aspergillaceae. Bases 1 to 249 code for a protein of 82 amino acids. The transcript has a single exon.